AUGUCGUCGCCGACGUCGUUGGAGGAGGAGGGCGACAUCAAACUGAAGACUCGAUUUCAGGGACAGGUGAUUUUCAAAUAAAGACGAGAUUUCAAGACUUUUCUCUCACUUAUUCCCAAAAAUACAUCAAAGUUCGAUUUUCCUACAGUUUUUCACAAAAGAUCACGGCUGGGCAAGUUUCGGCUGAUAACUUUUGCCCGUUUUCAAUGAUCCGAUCGGACCGAAUCAUUGCAGGUUUCUUGGACACGGAUUGAAGUAUAUUGGGUCCGAGUUUCAGCCCGAUCGAAUCAUCCGGUCCUGAGAUAUGUGGCUUUGCGAAAAUUGCGGCCUUUUCGGCCUCUGAUCCACACAUAACUCGGGACCAGAUGAGCGGAUCGGUCUGCAACUCGGACCCAACGUACUUUAAUCCAAGUCCAAGAAACCUGCAGAGUUUGGGCCUAAUCGGAUAAUUGCAAGCGGGUCAAAAGUCCAGGCCUAAAAAAGCCUUCGAAGAGCUUUUGCCCAGCCCCGAAAAAGAUUAAAAAUUACCUUUAAAAACGUGUCUUUUUUGACAAAAAAAAAUUUGCAGGUUGUGGUGCUGUACGCGCGGCCGCCGCUGAUCCUGUCGGACUUUCUGGGACUGCUCCGCGACGCGUGCAAACAGCACCAGAAGCAGGAGAUCACGGUGAAAUGGAUCGACGAGGACGGCGAUCCGAUAUCGAUCGAUUCGCAGAUGGAGCUCGACGAGGCGGUCCGCUGCCUGAAUUCGAGUCAGGAGGCCGAGCUCAACGUGCACGUCUUCGUCGGCAAACCCGAACUGCCCGGACUGCCGUGUCAGGGAGAGGAUAGUGCGUCGUUCCGCGAAGUUUCCGGCUAAAAUCGCGUUCUUUUUUGCAGAAACAGUGUACAGAAGAGGCGCGCGAAGAUGGAAAAAGAUCUAUUUGUACAAUGGACAUCGAUUCCAGGCGAAACGGCUCAAUCGGUGAGCCCAGAAAAUGAUUGAAUUUUGGCAGAAAACCGCCUAAUUUCCAGUUUUCUGGCCUAGGAACCCAAAAGAUUAAUCUCGCGACAAAAUGACCAAAAACAGUUGUUCCAAAAUGAGUAAAAACCACAAAUUCAAAUGAUUGCCCAACUUUUCCCAGUCGGUGGCCUAGAAACCCAAUAAACUUGCAGACGAAUCCAGUGCUUCAUCUGCCACGACUACAUAUGGGGCAUCGGCCGUCAGGGAUUCCGAUGCGUCGACUGCCGUCUGUGCGUGCACAAAAAAUGUCAUCGGCACGUGCGAACGCAUUGUGGUCAGGUACGAACGGAAAGGAUACAAAAACAAGCACUCGGAUAAUAUAAUUUCCCUCUGCUCAUUAUUCUUCUUCUUCCCCUUUCCCCGCCGAAAAUGUUCUGUUUCUCGGUGUUCUUCAAUUAUUGGCUCAAACAGAUUCCACACAGAAGAGUACAAUAUCGCUGAGAUCGAUUUUCCGCACAUUAUCCAUUUGUUGCAGACGCCCGUCGGUCCGAUCAUUCCGCAAUUGACGCCGACGGCCAGCGAGACACGCGCGAGGGCCGAAUCGUCGACGAGCCGCCCGAUUGGCAUCGAUAACGGCGCGUAUCAGGAACUGGAGAUUGAGACGCCCGAGUCGGGACGGGUUACGGUAGGUACACGGUGGAUCCCAAUUUUUAGUCAAGAGCCUAGAAACACAAGCUUGCUCUUCCAUUAGAACGUUUCAAAAUCGUAUCUAGUUUAUCUGGAACUUCAAUUUAAAAUUUUUAUAAAUUUUGGCCUUCGAAAUGGCCUAGAAACCUCCAUGACGACCAAAAUUGCUCUUCUCUUGCUUUUUUGUGCCCACGCACACACACAAACUCACACAAAUUUCGGCGAGCAUGAGAAGAUUACAAUAUUUUGCACCUGCCUCCUCCUUCUUCUUCUUCUUCUGACUUUCACACCCAUUUAUUCGUAGUUCUCAAUCCAUUUCCAAUCCAUUUUCAUGCCGUUUCUAUGCCAAUGUUUCGCACUUGUGGACAAGAAAAAGCGCAGAAAAGUAGGCCCCGCUUUGCACUUUUUCAUCAUUUUUUUCGUCACGUUUAUCAUCAAACUUUUCAGAAUGGAAACGGAGCGACAGGAGGCGCCGCGUCGAAGUGGGCAGUCUCGCUCAAUGAUUUCCGUCUGCUGACCGUCAUCGGACGUGGAUCGUACGCGAAAGUGGUGCAGGCGGAGCACAUUGCCACGCAUCAGAUCUACGCUAUAAAGAUCAUCAAGAAGGAAAUGUUCAAUGAGGACGAGGACAUCGACUGGGUCCAGACGGAGAAAUCGGUCUUCGAGGCCGCCUCCAACUAUCCGUUCCUCGUCGGAUUGCACUCGUGUUUUCAGGUAGGCGAGACUCGUGAGGUGCUGGUGAAGAGCGCGAAAUCUAGAGUUUUGCUAGAAAUCAAACAAGAUGUUUGCAGACGGAAUCGCGUCUGUUCUUCGUCAUUGAAUUCGUGCCGGGCGGCGACCUGAUGUUCCACAUGCAGCAGCAACGGAAACUGCCGGAAGAGCACGCGCGCUUCUACGCCGGCGAAAUAAUACUGGCGCUGCAUUUCCUGCACUCGCGCGGCAUCAUCUACCGCGAUCUGAAGCUGGACAACGUGCUCAUCGACGCCGAGGGACACAUCAAACUGACCGACUACGGAAUGUGCAAAGAGAAUGUGAACGCGGGCGACGUGACGUCGACGUUCUGCGGAACGCCCAACUACAUUGCGCCCGAGAUUUUGCGCGGCGACGAGUACGGAUUCAGUGUCGACUGGUGGGCACUCGGAGUGCUCAUGUACGUGGAUUCUCGGCGGGCAAUACUCUAGAAGAUUCCACUCAUUUGCAGGUUCGAAAUGAUGGCCGGCCGCUCGCCGUUCGACAUUGUCGGCAUGCAGAACAACGUGGAGGAGAACACGGAGGACUACCUGUUCCAGGUGAUCCUCGAGCGUCAGAUCCGCAUCCCGCGCUCGCUGUCCGUCCGCGCGAGCGCCAUCCUCCGCGGCUUCCUGAACAAGGAUCCGACGGAGCGGCUCGGCUGUAAACUGGACAUCAACGAGGGACUGCGCGACAUGAAAGAGCACCAGUUCUUCCGCGGAUCCAUCGACUGGGAGGCACUCGAACAGAAGGCCGUCGCGCCGCCCUACCAUCCGGCCGUCGAGAGCGACAGGGAUCUGACGCACUUUGAUCAUCAGGUAGGGUAGCCAAAAAUCCUUUGAAAUAAAUCGUUUUGCAGUUCACCGACGAGCCGCCGCAACUGUCACCGGACAAUCCGGCGGUGAUCGCGCGCAUCGAUCAGUCCGAAUUCGACGGCUUCGAGUACGUGAAUCCGUUGCAAAUGAGCCGAGAGGAUUCGGUUUAG
Caenorhabditis sp. 36 PRJEB53466 is the source of this 3341-nucleotide messenger RNA. Lineage: Eukaryota; Metazoa; Nematoda; Chromadorea; Rhabditida; Rhabditidae. The record is from the annotation of a GenBank genome assembly.